CACGCUACAAAUGCUACGACCAAUCCGUCUAUCGUUUCGGGGCCGCCUGGUCGGACGAGCUCAAAGCCUGUCGGCGUCGUGGCGGAGGAUCAGCUCCACCGAACACGUGCUAUCCCGGGUCCGCUUGUCGCGAGGGAACGAGACCGGGCCGAGCAGCCACUGACGACGCUAUGUCCGAGGUUUGCCCGAACUCCACGGUUAAUCGGACGCUCCGCCCACGGACACAGCAAACGUGCUACCAGGAACCCCCGGAUGUCGAUGCAGGCUCGAGCCGCAGACAAGUUCGACCCCCGGGUAGACCCUCAGAGCCGUCAGACUGCUGUCCAGGCUUGCCGCGAGACCUCCGAUGUACAUUGGACAAGCUCUCUCGGCUCGACCGUAAAGCAGUAGAGGAGCUCUCUCCUUACUUUGAGCAGUUCUGCUAUUCGCAUCUUCAGUGCUAUGCAAAGCUGACGGCCGUCUUCCCGAUCCGUCGAGCGAAAUCAUUUUGCACACCGAUGCCAAGCCCCAUGUCCGCCAGCGUAGAGCCUCGCUGUCCGACAUCCCCGGUCUCCAGUCAAAGAAGCCACGGCUUGACCCGCCUAUCCCGUCCUCUCUCAUUAAGACGAGCAUUCCGGGGGACCGACCGAUGCACGAUAAUGUGGCCGAUGAUGCCUACCGGCGGAAAGUCUUGGAAGAGCCCAACAUAGACAGCAAGCGCGGCGCGGUCGAAGCCUGGUUUUGCACUAGCGAAAAAGCAGCACUUCUAGCCGAGUCUCGGUCUCCUGUGGACGCUCCGAUCAUUACCUAGGGCCAGCAGCCAUUCAAAUGGGCCGAGAAUGGCCGGUCGAUUGAGCAGUUUCUCCGGCGGAUGUGCUUCCUUGAACGGCUCGUACCCGUUCAAUUACCUUCUCGCAGCUCUAAAGAGGACU
Molecule: messenger RNA, 911 nt
Organism: Parathielavia appendiculata
Lineage: Eukaryota; Fungi; Ascomycota; Sordariomycetes; Sordariales; Chaetomiaceae
Exons: 2
Coding region: 171-689 (172 amino acids)
Source: RefSeq, a predicted model, not a curated record